Ceratina calcarata is the source of this 2606-nucleotide messenger RNA. RefSeq names its product dnaJ homolog subfamily B member 12. The transcript has 8 exons. Gene Ontology annotation, molecular function: Hsp70 protein binding. The coding region runs from base 1 to 1101 and encodes 366 amino acids. NCBI's taxonomy places the organism in Eukaryota, Metazoa, Arthropoda, Insecta, Hymenoptera, Apidae. Gene Ontology annotation, cellular component: endoplasmic reticulum membrane. Gene Ontology annotation, biological process: cellular response to misfolded protein. The record is from RefSeq and is a predicted model, not a curated record.
AUGGAUAGUAAUAAAGAUGAAGCGGAACGGUGUAUGGAGCUGGCGGAGCGAUAUCUGCGGGAAAAGAAGUAUGACGAGGCCGAAAAAUUUGUACGUAAAGCACAGAAACUUUAUCCAACGAAAAAGGCAGACGAUGUAUUAGCGAAAGUAACAAUGAUGUCGAAACAAAGUCCAAAAUCUGAAUCUGAACCUACAGUUAGAAAACGUCAAACUGCUACGGCUAAAGAAGCUACGUUCACUCAAACCACUGUUACCGAAUACACUAAGGAGCAGCUUGAGUACGUUAAAAGAAUUAAGAAAUGCAAGGAUUUCUAUGAAAUUUUGGGGGUAAGCAAAGACGCGACUGACAGCGAUGUUAAAAAGGCAUAUAAAAAACUAGCACUUCAAUUACAUCCGGAUAAGAAUAAAGCUCCGGGUGCUGCUGAAGCUUUUAAAGCUAUAGGAAAUGCUUUCGCCAUUCUCACUGACGUGGAGAAAAGGAAGCAGUACGAUAUGUAUGGUCCUGAGGAGGAAAGACUCCAGAGUGCUCAAGCUCAUCAGAAUCAUACGCAUUACAAUUAUACAAGAGGAUUUGAAACUGAUAUCACUGCGGAAGAAUUGUUUAGCAUGUUCUUUGGAGGUGGAUUCCAGCAACAAGAAUUUUAUAUGAGACGGUCUGGAAGGUGGGCAAGGCAACAAGAUGCACAAGCUCAGCAUACUCAUUCUCAGCAAGCAAACGGAUAUAUGACAUUCCUUCAAAUGUUGCCCGUGCUGUUAUUAAUAUUGCUAACUAUGAUGAGCAGUUUCUUUAUAUCAGAUCCUGUAUAUAGCUUGCAUUCUAACGCAAAAUAUUCUGUACAGAGAACGACUCAAGGAUUAAAGGUGCCAUACUAUGUCAAAGAAAACUUUCAUACCGAGUAUCAAGGCAGCUUACGUAGGCUAGAAAUUUCUGUCGAAGAAGAGUACCUGAAUAAUUUGAGACACGCCUGUUUUAGAGAGAAAAGUUAUAGGGAAACAAUGAUGUGGAAAGCAAGAAACUUUGGAGAUCAAGAAUUGUUCUUGAAAGCUAAAAAUAUCGAGACACCUUCCUGUAAGAGGGUGCAAGAAUUACAAGCAGCAUAGCGGCGUUAUGUAAUUGAAUAGAGUUUUGUUGUAGAUAGAUGUAUAUUGUGUUUACAUGUGUGUAGUUACUAUUGAACGAAGAUGAAGAAUAUCUGUAAUGGAUAAUGCACGAGCGAAUGCAUUACUGUAUCCUCGCAUCAAAAUUCGUGAAUGAUAUUCUUCCUGGCCCAUCACGAAUUAUUACAUAGACCGUUUAAGCUGUUUACUCCGUACUCGAAUCGCAAAUUAGUCCGAGAUUGAAUUGCAACAGCGUGUAUGAGGCGUUACAAUGUAAAAUAUGAAUUUACGGUAUUUACUUUCGUUGAACUAACAUACUUCUCUCAAAUUGAUUAGACUGAAACGAAAGAAUUACAUGUUGAUCGGUUCUAGGCUCUGUUAGAAUAAUUUAUGUCUCGUUACACAGAGGAGAGGAACGUUCGGUUAACGGCAAAGAUAAGUUUAAACAACGUUGAUGGAAUUUGGUUGAUGAAAAUACAAGUAUAGAAAUCUUGCCGCUUGUACCAUUAAUGUAAUGAUAGAACGUGAAAUCGAAAAUUAUUUGGAAUAUCAUGAUUUUGAUAACUACCAUCGUUGCUACACGAAAGUCGCUUAUAUAUCAGAUUUAGGAUCCUCAUUAAAUUAUGGAGAGUAUAUACUAGAAGUAUGUUAUAUAUUAACUUAGAAGGAAAUGAAUGUAAUUAUUGCUCGCAUUUCCUAAACGAUGAAACAAGAAAAUAAUCAUUUCGAUGUUAAAAUGAGGCCUAAGUUCUCUUUGUGGUGACAAAAAUUUGUGCGGAUGUUCCGUUUUAAAAAAAGGAAACCUGUUUCACAGUAUUAAACUAAUAUCAAGGCUAUUAUAAUGUAGGCAAUGAGUAAUAUUAAAACCUAUAAAUAUCGCACUGGUUACAUUCCUUCCGUCAUUGUGAGAAAUGCACGUCGUAAAGAAUAAACGAAUCCAUGUAGUUAUGACGCGUAUGUAACGAUCUUUGAAACUUACAAAUAUCUUCACGUGUAAAAUUGUUGUAAUUCAAGCUGUACGAUGCACUACGUACGAAACUAUAGUCACUCGUGAGAAAAUUGUGACAAGUGACCUUGAUCAAGCCCUGUCAUCGUCUUAUAAAAUUUUAUAUAGGAGCAGAAGCUGGGGAAAGUGGAAUUUCUAACAAGCUGAUCUGGCGUGUGUCUACUGUUAUUUAUAAAUUUUAAUAUUAUAUACAGAUAAUGCCAGAGACAUGUAGAUGACUAAUAUAUUCGUCUUGAGAGAACUUUUUUUGUGUGAUGUUGCAGUUUUUCGAUACUAACUGUUAUUCCUUUGUGAACAAUUAAGCAAAAUAACUAACGACCGGAAUUCUGGAUUUCGACACGUUUACGCGAGCCAUUUCACCGAACCGCACAUAUCAAGUCUGUUCACGAUUCGAUCAGCUGUUGUACGUUUAAAGACACUUAUUUAUCCGAAUCAUUACAUUUAUGUUAUAUAUGUCAAGAUAUCUUAAUUAGCUUCGAAAUAAAGCAACUUUAAAAGAUCA